AGAAAUUAACAAAAGACAUAAGCAAAGCGAUAGCAGUAGUGGUGAGCAAGGCGUGUUGGGAAAAAGAUUGAAAGUUAUUUAAAUUGUCAUACCACUUUUUAAAAAAAUGCAACCGCAAAUAAUUCUCCUUAAGGAGGGAACUGAGAACAGCCAGGGCAAGCCCCAACUGAUCUCGAAUAUAAAUGCUUGCCAGGCCGUUGUGGAUGCAGUCAGAACAACACUUGGCCCAAGGGGAAUGGAUAAGUUAAUAGUAGACAAAAACGGAAAGUCCACCAUCUCAAAUGACGGUGCUACCAUUAUGAAAUUACUGGAUGUUGUUCAUCCCGCAGCAAAGACGCUUGUUGACAUAGCGAAGUCACAAGACGCCGAGGUUGGUGAUGGAACAACAAGUGUGGUUUUGCUGGCUGGUGAGUUUUUGAAACAGAUUAAACCAUUCGUAGAAGAAGGUGUACAUCCACGAAUUAUAAUAAAAGCUUUUCGUAAAGCUAUACAACUGGCAGUUGAUAAAAUCAAUUCUCUAGCUGUAAAGAUUGAUAAAAAAAAUGUAGCUGAACAUCGUUCAUUGCUAGAGAAAUGUGCAGCAACAGCCCUAAGUUCAAAGCUAAUAAGCCACCAAAAAGGAUUCUUUUCAAAAAUGGUCGUUGAUGCUGUUUUACUUUUGGAUGAGCUUUUACCGCUCAAUAUGAUUGGGAUCAAGAAGGUGACAGGAGGUGCAUUGGAGGAUUCGCUGUUGGUAGAAGGCGUUGCUUUCAAGAAAACAUUUUCAUACGCUGGUUUUGAAAUGCAGCCAAAGAAGUAUUCAAACCCCAAAAUUGCUCUGCUUAAUAUUGAACUGGAGCUCAAAGCUGAAAGGGACAAUGCUGAAAUCAGAGUGGAUAAUGUACAGGAAUAUCAGAAGGUGGUGGAUGCUGAAUGGAAAAUAUUGUAUGAAAAGUUGGAUUUAAUACACAAAAGUGGAGCAAAGGUAGUACUGUCUAAGCUACCCAUUGGUGAUGUUGCAACGCAGUACUUUGCUGACAGAGACAUGUUUUGUGCUGGACGAGUCCCAGAAGAGGAUCUGAAACGUACAAUGAAGGCUUGUGGAGGUUCCGUAAUGACAACUGCUCACGACUUGAAAGAUUCAGUUCUUGGCAGCUGCGAGUAUUUUGAAGAAAGACAAGUAGGCGGUGAAAGAUUUAACAUUUUUACUGGUUGCCCCAAUGCAAAGACUUGUACAAUUGUACUGAGGGGUGGUGCAGAACAGUUCAUGGAAGAGACUGAAAGAUCCCUUCAUGAUGCCAUUAUGAUAGUCCGGCGUACAAUAAAGAAUGAUGCUGUAGUUGCAGGUGGUGGUGCAAUCGAGAUGGAAUUGAGUCGAGCGUUACGUGACUACUCACGUACUAUUGCUGGAAAAGAACAAUUGCUGAUUGGCGCUAUUGCAAAGGCUCUGGAGGUUAUACCUAGACAGUUGUGUGAUAAUGCUGGAUUUGAUGCAACUAACAUUCUCAACAAACUGCGCCAGAAACAUGCACAAGGUAAUUGCUGGUAUGGUGUGGACAUCAACAAUGAAGACAUCAGUGAUAACUUUGAAGCAUGUGUCUGGGAGCCAGCUGUUGUCAAGAUUAACGCAUUAACAGCUGCAUGUGAAGCAGCUUGCCUUGUCUUAUCUGUAGAUGAAACCAUAAAAAAUCCUAAAUCAGGUGGUGGUGAUGCUCCUGCAGGCCGCGGCAUGGGUCGGCCAAUGUAAUUUCAAUCAUAAACUGACAGGAUCUGUGACAAUAAAGUGUGUGUUAUUUCAUAUCUGAUCAGGGCGGCAAAGAGGAAGUCAGAGUACUUGAUUAACAUGAAUUAAUGUGAAUCUGAUGGCCAUAAUUAUGCACACUAUUCUAAUCAGACUGAUCUUUUCUUUUUUUUUCCCCCCUCAUGUAACUAUCAGUGCGUUCUGCUGCUAAGUGUUUGAUCUAUGCAUUUCAUUAAAAAUAAAAUAAAGCUUAAGUAUAACCUCACAUUUUUGCAGUAGAAUGUUUCUAUUUAUUAAGUGUGCUGGUUGGAGGCCUUCUAUGUAUGCUAGUGAGCAAAACUUUUUUUAUGUUUUUGUUGUCAUAAUGAACUGUAAUUUGGACAUUUAACAUAAAGACUUCACACAUUUUUAAACUCA
This is a messenger RNA of Schistocerca gregaria, 2137 nucleotides long. It is a transcript of the gene CCT7, whose product is annotated as T-complex protein 1 subunit eta. Lineage: Eukaryota; Metazoa; Arthropoda; Insecta; Orthoptera; Acrididae. The record is from RefSeq and is a predicted model, not a curated record. Gene Ontology annotation, biological process: protein folding. Gene Ontology annotation, cellular component: chaperonin-containing T-complex. Gene Ontology annotation, molecular function: ATP hydrolysis activity; ATP-dependent protein folding chaperone; ATP binding. Bases 107 to 1726 code for a protein of 539 amino acids. The transcript is spliced from 9 exons.